This is a messenger RNA of Cantharellus anzutake, 1146 nucleotides long. RefSeq lists its product as uncharacterized. The record is from RefSeq and is a predicted model, not a curated record. NCBI's taxonomy places the organism in Eukaryota, Fungi, Basidiomycota, Agaricomycetes, Cantharellales, Hydnaceae. The transcript is spliced from 2 exons. The coding region runs from base 1 to 1146 and encodes 381 amino acids.
AUGGCGACCGCUCUCAUCACCUUUCUUCUUGCCCACACUGUUUAUUCGGCGCCCAUCUCCCCUCACAAUGCGGCUAGUUUACCACCAAAUAUAUCUCAUACUUGUAGUGAUCUCCGGGAUUGCCGAACCAUGUGGAGCAUCAUCUACGCCUGUCUCUCAACCAUACUCGCCUGCAUCUGGACAGCAGUACAUCCGGACAUACCAGGAGGCAGCCGUAAAACCUGGAUGUUCAAAUCAACUCGCAUCGGCUUGACGAUGAUUUCGCUAGUUUUGCCAGAAUACAUUCUGAUGAUUGCAUGGGAAGAUUUCUUGAAUUCUUGGAGAAUAUCGAAAAAAUGCGAGACGGUUCAAGGAUGGACCUUUACGCAUUCAUACUUUGUCGCCAUGGGUGGCUUUCUUGACCCAUCGCAAAAAGCGGUGAAACCGAUGGACUUGCAACUAUACCCUGGCAUAAUUGGGAAGUCAGGGAAGGUUGCAAUAACACAGGAGCAAAUCCUCGACAGAAACAAAGGAGACCCGUUUACCAAACUUUUCAUUGUCCUUCAACUGCUAUGGUUUAUCACUCAAUACGUUGGACGAUGGGUGGGCCAUUUGCACAGGUCGCAACUCGAGACAAUGACGCUGGCGUACGCAGCACUAUUUGUUAUCGUUUACAUGUUGUGGUGGUAUAAACCCCUGAAUAUUCGAUUCCCGAUCCAAGUGACGAACGAGUCCCCUACCACUUCCCCGAGGCCCGUGCCCGAGACAAAAGUCGCUCAACUAAAACCUAAAAGAGUUACUGACGCAAUGCUGGCGUCCGCUGUGAAAGAGGUCAAGGACAAGGAACUUAUUUGGAUAUUUCUAACCACUGGGAUCGUCUUUGGGGGAAUUCAUUGCUCUGCUUGGUCAUUUCCCUUUCCGACAAGCACGGAGAGGCUUCUAUGGCGGAUUUCGGCAAUAAUUAUCACAGUGGCCCCUGUCUUCAUAGUGUUGGGAAUAUGGAUCGCUAGCAAUGCUGUCGGACUUGUAAUAGUAUUCACUGGAUCGUUCAGUUACGCCGCUGCCCGGGUUAUCUUACUUGUCCUCACCUUCGCCCCUUUGCGUUCACCUCCGCCUGAUUUAUACCGAACUCCAUCCUGGUCAUCAUUUCUACCGCAUUUUGGAUAA